Messenger RNA from Zingiber officinale, 2329 nucleotides. RefSeq names its product probable galacturonosyltransferase 10. The transcript has 2 exons. The record is from RefSeq and is a predicted model, not a curated record. Lineage: Eukaryota; Viridiplantae; Streptophyta; Magnoliopsida; Zingiberales; Zingiberaceae. Bases 403 to 2010 code for a protein of 535 amino acids. Gene Ontology annotation, molecular function: polygalacturonate 4-alpha-galacturonosyltransferase activity.
GCCGAAAUAGAUAUCAGCCCAAAUCCAAGUUCUUCAAGUGUAGAUUGGCCGAUUAGCCGCAGAUAUAAUACUAGUGAUCUGAGCCGUUUAUAGAUUGAUCGGGUCAAACCUUCGUGCGCCACAUUUGUAUCGAAUCACUAUAAUAAUCAGGCAUUAGCCGAGGCUUAACCGAAAACAGACGAUCCGGAGGAGAUUAGCAGUCUGCAGUCCCCUGCGUUCGGAGCCGCCGGAGUAGCAGCAGUUCGGGGAGAGAACGAUUUAGAACCGGCAGGCCCCGGACGGAACCAUAAGAUUGAUUCGUGAUCUGGAACUGGGCACUCUUCCUCCGGAUAUCCGAAGAUGCGCGUCGGCGCCGCCCUUGAUCGGUUCGGUUGUCGUCGCGGCUGCUGAGGAGGGUGCGAAAUGAGUCGGCGGACGUUUGAUCUCAGGAGACCGGCUCGGAGGCGAUGGUUCUCCGGUUCCUGGGUGUGGCUUGUAGCCGGCGGCCUUGGGAUGCUGCUGCUCCUUGUGGUGCUAAGUUGGGAGAAACUGCCGAGAUCCACGCCGCCGUUGGCCCGUCAGAAACUCUUCCGCUCUAGCCUAAUUGAAGAUCUAAACAUUACUGUUGAGAUGCUCAGUCCAUACUCCUUUACGAGGCAAAUUAUAGACCAAAUAUCUCUUGCAAAGACUUUGGUUGUGGUAUCUAAAGAUAACAAUAACCUCCAGUUCGCAGCGGAGCUUAGUUCCCAAAUUCGAAAAUGUCAAGCUCUUCUGUCAACUGCAGCAAUGAUGGAAACUUCAUUGGUGAUGAAGGAAUUGGAGGAAGCAAUUCGUGAUAUGGGUCUCCUGCUCUACCAAGCGCAACAACUCCAUUAUGACAGUGCUACCAUGAUUGUGAAGAUGAAAGGUCAAUUAUUGUCUCUUGAUGAGAAGAUGAAAUCUGAAACUGAAAAGAGCACCAAAUAUGGACAAAUAGCUGCUGAAGAACUGCCAAAAGGCCUCUAUUGUUUUGGUAUCAGGCUUACUAUGGAAUGGUUCAUGAACUCAAGUCUUCAAAGAAAACUUUUAGAAAGAAGGCACAGUCUCAGAAAGCUUAAGGACAAUAGCCUUUACCAUUUUUGUAUUUUCUCUGAUAAUAUCCUUGCUGCAUCAGCUGUGGUCAACUCUACGUCCAUGAACUCGAAGCAUCCUGAAAUGGUUGUAUUCCACCUGGUUACAGACGAGGUGAAUUAUGCUCCAAUGAGGGCCUGGUUCUCCAUGAACAAUUUCCGGGGUGCAGCCAUUGAGGUCCAGAAGGUGGAGGAUUUUAGCUGGCUUAAUGCCUCAUAUGUACCAGUUUUAAAGCAACUUCAAAACUCUGAAACACAGAACUACUAUUUUUCUGGUAGUGGCAAUAAUCGAACGCCAAUCAAGUUCAGGAACCCAAAGUACUUAUCAAUGUUAAACCACCUAAGGUUCUAUAUUCCAGAGGUCUAUCCAGCUUUACAAAAAGUGGUGUUUCUUGACGACGACAUUGUUGUUCAGAAGGAUCUCUCAGAAUUAUUCUCAAUCAACCUAAAUGGAAACGUGAUGGGUGCUGUAGAGACUUGCAUGGAGACAUUCCACCGGUUCCAUAAAUACCUGAACUAUUCCCACCCUCUAAUACAAGCACAUUUUGAUCCCAACGCAUGUGGCUGGGCAUUCGGAAUGAAUGUCCUUGAUCUAAGGGAGUGGCGGAAGAAGAAUGUAACAGGAAUCUAUCACUAUUGGCAGGAGAAGAAUGCUGACCAUUCCUUAUGGAAGCUCGGUACCUUGCCACCUGGCUUACUGGCUUUCUAUGGGUUGGUCGAGAAGUUGGACCCCGAAUGGCAUGUGCUAGGGUUGGGAUACACUAAUGUUGAUCCUUUGCUGAUAAAAAAUGGUGCAGUAUUGCACUAUAAUGGGAACAUGAAACCCUGGUUGAAGAUUGGAAAGGAGAAGUACAAGGGUUUCUGGGAAAAGUAUGUGGAUUUCUCACAUCCCUUCUUGCAGCAAUGCUUUAUUCAUGGUUAGACAUUUUGUGGUGAAUGCAAGUGUCAUUCAUGCUAUCUAUGAGACCAGUGGAAAGCCUACACCGGCCACAUUGGCAGUAAUAGUCUCUAGAAAUUGUAGACGAGAUAUAAAUUGUUUCUUCUGACAAAAUUUCCUCAAUGUAAUUUGCAGCUAGUAUUAGUUCUUUGUUUUUAUGAAUCUGAAUCUCAUCGUUAGGUCAUCUGACCCAGUUUUUGAAGGACUUGUUAAGAGCAGGUAGCUGUAGCAGAUACAUUAUUGUGCUUUCUUAUUUUUUUUUUUGUCAAAACCACAUAAUAAUCCAUAGUUUAUUCAGUUGUAA